AUGUCUGCGGUGGAGCGCAUUUUGAGUGCGGCCAACCUCUUCGCUCGACUGGAGCUGGCCGUGGAACUUGUGGACGUCGCGACCGUGCGCAGUCACUACCGGCGACUGGCCCUGGCUGUCCACCCGGAUAAGUGCUCAGACGCCAAGGCCAAAGACGCCUUCCAGGCACUCAGCGAGGCCUUCGAAAAGUUAUCCUCGGAGGUGGGCCAGAAGCAGUGCCUCAAAGAGGCGGGCAUCUUCCAGGGCAAGGCCCGACAAGCGCAGCGGCCACAGCCGCAGGACGACACCAAGGCCCACUGGUGGGACACUAAGACCUGGGAGGAGUUCGAGGAGAGGCUGCGCCAUCGGCAGCGGGCGGAGGAAGCAUUAACGCGGCAGUACAGCAGUGGUCUACGCGCACGUUUUGCCACCUUCAAAGUCCGAAACUAUGUGAAAGCUGCGGAAAGGGCAGUGGAACAUUUGGAUCGACAGAAGGAGCUGCCCGAGAGCCCGCUGUGGCCCCCAGAGUCCACGCAGGCGGCCCGGGACCUCGAGGAGGAGGUGGCAAAGGCUCGGCAGACAGAGCCCUGGCCAGGCGCGGCAAACGAGCUCCUGCCUGACUAUCAGGAGCGAGCUGAGCUGAAUGACGCAGCGCUGGCCAUUCAAAGGCUGCUAGAGCUCAUGACGCAUCUCCGGACCGUCCACCUCUACUGCAUCUAUUGCGGCUGCACCUACGACUCCCCGGCAGACAUGGACCGGAACUGCCCGGGGAUAACAGAGGAGGAGCACGACGAGGCCAAGUCCUUUGGCGUGCGCACCUCGGAGGAGACUUGCGUGGAGGCACAUGUGCCAGACGAGGGCGAGGACCCGUUGGAGGCAUACAUGGCGACCAUCAACGCCGAGCUGCCCAAGCAGAAGAAGCGGAGACGCUGA
Molecule: messenger RNA, 912 nt
Organism: Effrenium voratum
Lineage: Eukaryota; Dinophyceae; Suessiales; Symbiodiniaceae
Source: the annotation of a GenBank genome assembly